This is a messenger RNA of Cladocopium goreaui, 900 nucleotides long. The record is from the annotation of a GenBank genome assembly. Lineage: Eukaryota; Dinophyceae; Suessiales; Symbiodiniaceae.
AUGGGAUACAUCACCCCAGAGAUCACUGGCAAAUUCCCUGGCUACUUAUCUCCAUCAGCUGGUUUGAAGUUCGCCGAUGUGCCUAAUGGUUUGGCUGCCAUCUCAAAGGUCCCAGCUGCAGGAUGGGGUCAGAUCUUGGCCUACAUGGCUUUCUGCGAAGUCUCCCAGGAACAGACCCCAGGAACUGAUGCAUAUGCUGGAGACUUUGGAUUCAAGGUGUUGACCGCGGCUGACCCAGCUGAGAAAACCAAGAAGCUCAAUGCCGAAAUUGCAAACGGAAGACUGGCGAUGAUGGCCAUCAUCGGCAUGUUUUUCCAGGAUGGUCUGACCGGAAGCGCCUGGGGAGACUGGGCCAACUACACAGCAUCUCCUUUGCGCGCCUUCGAGAAUGAACUCGGCGUGCAGGCCCCCGUGGGCUUCUGGGAUCCCGCAGGUUUCACGGCCGACGGAAGCGUGGAGGACUUCAAGCGACGUCGUGCUACCGAGAUCAAGCAUGGUCGCAUUUCGAUGUUGGCCACCAUGGGAUACAUCACCCCAGAGAUCACUGGCAAAUUCCCUGGCUACUUAUCUCCAUCAGCUGGUUUGAAGUUCGCCGAUGUGCCUAAUGGUUUGGCUGCCAUCUCAAAGGUCCCAGCUGCAGGAUGGGGUCAGAUCUUGGCCUACAUGGCUUUCUGCGAAGUCUCCCAGGAACAGACCCCAGGAACUGAUGCAUAUGCUGGAGACUUUGGAUUCAAGGUGUUGACCGCGGCUGACCCAGCUGAGAAAACCAAGAAGCUCAAUGCCGAAAUUGCAAACGGAAGACUGGCGAUGAUGGCUAUCAUCGGUAUGUUUUUCCAGGAUGGCUUGACCGGAAGCGCCUGGGGUGACUGGGCCAACUACACUGCUUCGCCUUUGCGUUGA